AGUCUGAAAAUGGCCGCCACCAGGUACCGUCGCUUUCUCAAGUUAUGUGAAGAAUGGCCGAGAGACGAAUCGAAAAAAGGUCGAGAUUUGGGGACGUUUUUACGGCAAAAAGUGGCUAGUGCGUUCAGAGAGGGCGAGAACACUCAGAUCUCUGAUCCAGAAAAAUGUGAUAAAAUGUAUGAAAGUCUGGUGCACAUCAACAGUAACGUUUACAAAGAAAAGUUUCCACGAGCAAAAGACACAAGUUUUACUGGCGUGACAGUGGAAGAGUGUCGGAUGUUAUUAGAAACGGGGAAUAUGCAGCAGAUGGAUGAGGAAAAGAAGGGAUUGUGGAAAACUCUAAUGCAGAGAUUCUCCUCCAAGCCAGAAGAUGCAUCUGUGGAAAAGGCGGAAAAGUAGACAUUUUGCAUGCCAAGCUGCACCCUAACACACUUUCAGUUAUGAAACUUAUUAAUGUCAUUGUAUUAAUAUUUGUAUUUUACAUUUUCAUUCUUAUCUGCUGUAUGUGCAUAUGAAUAACAAUUCAUUCAUAUUAUUUAACAACUUAUGUCCAUAACUUGUAAACAAUUAAAGAUGCAUUGUAUUCA
Ictalurus punctatus (channel catfish) is the source of this 587-nucleotide messenger RNA. RefSeq lists its product as uncharacterized. The record is from RefSeq and is marked provisional. Gene Ontology annotation, cellular component: mitochondrial matrix. NCBI's taxonomy places the organism in Eukaryota, Metazoa, Chordata, Actinopteri, Siluriformes, Ictaluridae. Gene Ontology annotation, biological process: mitochondrial respiratory chain complex III assembly.